AUGCAGCGGCCGGGUGAGCCUGGAGCCGCGCUCUACGGCCCGGCCGAGGGCUGCGCUGACCAGCGGCCGCACCGUUACCGCAGCUUCAUGAUCGAGGAGAUCCUUACCGAGCCGCCCGGACCCAAGGGCGCUGCGCCCGCCGCUGCCGCAGCUGCGGCUGCGGGCGAACUGCUCAAGUUUGGCGUGCAGGCGCUGCUGGCGGCGCGGCCCUUUCACAGCCACCUGGCGGUGCUGAAGGCCGAACAAGCUGCAGUGUUCAAGUUCCCUCUGGCGCCGCUCAGCUGUUCCGGGUUAGGGUCGGCGCUGCUGGCCACAGGUCCGGGGUUACCCGGCGCCGCGGGCACGCCGCACCUGCCGCUGGAGUUGCAACUCCGCGGGAAACUGGAGGCGCCUGGCCCAGGGGAGCCGGGCACCAAAGCCAAGAAGGGACGCAGGAGCCGCACGGUAUUCACCGAGUUGCAGCUGAUGGGCCUGGAGAAACGCUUUGAGAAGCAGAAGUACCUCUCCACACCGGACAGAAUAGAUCUCGCGGAGUCCCUGGGCCUGAGCCAGUUGCAGGUGAAGACGUGGUAUCAGAAUCGAAGGAUGAAGUGGAAGAAAAUAGUGCUGCAGGGUGGCGGCCUGGAGUCCCCCACCAAGCCCAAGGGGCGGCCUAAGAAGAACUCCAUACCAACAAGCGAGCAGCUCACGGAGCGGGAGCGCACCAAGGAGGCAGAGAAACCGGCGGAGGCGCCUGGCGAGCCCACCGACAGAAGCCGGGAUGACUGA
Molecule: messenger RNA, 768 nt
Organism: Orycteropus afer afer
Lineage: Eukaryota; Metazoa; Chordata; Mammalia; Tubulidentata; Orycteropodidae
Gene: BARX1
Product: BARX homeobox 1
Exons: 4
Coding region: 1-768 (255 amino acids)
Biological process (GO): regulation of transcription by RNA polymerase II
Cellular component (GO): nucleus
Molecular function (GO): RNA polymerase II transcription regulatory region sequence-specific DNA binding; DNA-binding transcription factor activity, RNA polymerase II-specific
Source: RefSeq, a predicted model, not a curated record